Messenger RNA from Fragaria vesca subsp. vesca, 1192 nucleotides. RefSeq names its product protein BOBBER 1-like. Gene Ontology annotation, biological process: protein folding. Lineage: Eukaryota; Viridiplantae; Streptophyta; Magnoliopsida; Rosales; Rosaceae. Gene Ontology annotation, cellular component: cytoplasm. The transcript is spliced from 6 exons. The record is from RefSeq and is a predicted model, not a curated record. The coding region runs from base 47 to 1000 and encodes 317 amino acids.
ACCAUAAACCCUAACAAUCCCAAAGCUCACAACUUUCCGAUCAGCCAUGGCGAUCAUCUCCGAUAUCCAAGAGGAGCAGCAACAGAAGUCUCCGCCGCAAGCCAAAUCGGCGUCGGGUUCGGGUUCAUCGUCGUCGGGGGCGAGAGUGGCGGCGACGUCGUUCAGCACGAAGUUCGAUCGGAACAACACGUCGGGGUUUCUGGAGAAGGCGCUGGAGUUUCUGGCGCAGGAGAGCGAUUUCAUGCGGCGGCCGACGGCGGAGAGGGAUCUGGUGGCGAUUUUCAAGGCGGUGAGGGAGAGGGAGAGGAAGAAGAUGGAGGAGGAGAGGAAGAAGAGGUGGGCGGAGGAGGAGGAGGAGAAGAAGAAGAAGGCGGAGGCGGAGGUGAAGGCUAAGGAGGAGGCGAAGGCGGAGACGAAGGUGGUGGCGGAGGAGAAGAAGGAGAAGGAGGCGGAGGAGAAGAAGGUGGAGGAGAAGAGUGGCAAGAGAGUUCCAAACAAAGGGAAUGGGCUUGAUUUGGAGAAAUACUCAUGGACCCAGAGUCUGCAGGAGGUUAAUAUAAUCAUCCCAGUGCCUGCUGGAACUAAAUCAAGGGAUAUUGUUUAUGAGGCAAAGAAGAACCGUCUGAAGUUUGGAUUGAAGGGUCAGCCUCUUAUAAUUGAUGGGGAGCUCUAUCAGUCUAUCAAGCCUGAUGAUUGCUUAUGGAGCAUAGAGGAUCAAACUGCUGUCUCUAUUCUCCUGACCAAACACAACCAACUGGAGUGGUGGAAAGCUCUGCUGAAAGGUGACCCUGAAAUUGACACUCAAAAAGUUGAACCAGAGCCUAGCAAACUGUCGGACCUAGAUUCAGAAACACGUCAAACUGUUGAGAAGAUGAUGUUUGACCAGCGGCAGAAGCAGAUGGGCCUUCCAACCAGUGAGGAGAUGCAGAAGCAGGAGAUCUUGAAGAAAUUUAUGUCUGAGCAUCCAGAAAUGGACUUCUCAAGGGCCAAGAUCCAGUAAAUGGGGUAAUGUGGUUGUGCUGACUGAUUUUGUUUGGCUUAGAAGUUUGGUGUGCUCUGACUGUGGAACAUAUUUUGAGCUCAGCUUUGCUUAUUUUGUAGUGUUAAUGUAAGUAGAAGAGCGUUCAAAUGGAUUGUAUGGAUUGCUUAAUGGUUAAACUAUUUGCUUUUAAGCUAGCACAAUUCUCUCUUU